UAUGGAAAUCGCCCGGAAAAUCGGAGAAUAUUAAGCUCAAUUGGUGGUGAUAAGUGAAUUGUUUGUGAUAUUUGAAAUGUGCGGUGAGUGCACCUGUUGACAUUAUUUGUGAAGUGAUUUUUGGGCGGAUUCAAGAGAGUUGUUCACAUUCUGUUGUAUGUUGCAAUCGAAAGGGAUAGUCGUCAUGGGUAGAUUAUUUGGUUAUAGAAAAUUUUCCAACCCAGAAAAGCAAUUGCCGUUGACCAGCGCUGCUAAAUUAAAGGAUAAAGAAAAGUGUCUACAAGAUGACGUGACUCAGGCAUCUUUUCACACCCAGAUAAGAAAUAAUGACAAGGGAUGUAAUUCAUUCCUGGAAUAUGCUAGUUCUUCAAAUUUCUCCCGGAAUGAGAAUCAUCUUGAAACGGAUACUAACGACGAGAGCAGCAGCAGUAUCAGCAGCAACAACAACAGAGUUAAUAACAAAGAAAAUAGCAAAACAAGGAAAAAAACAAUUGCCUCAAGCUUUAGGAAGAAUACUCAUAGCCUUUGGUGGACAUUCAGGGUCGCCAAGUUAUCAACAGCAACCAAAACAACAACAGCAGCUAAGAUAAAAGCAGCAAAAACAAUUCACAAGGAUACUAAGUCAAAAAUUUAUGGUUUUAUGAAGGACUUUUUGAGGAGACGGUUUCGCAACCAAAGUUCGCAUGAAGAAACCUACAUUGAGUUUCCGCACAGCAUUCGAGUGAUAAACAAUAAUCUGGGCUAUCAAGGACGAAAUAACGCUGACGCCGCCGUUGCCGCCGCAGCCGAUAAUCACACAAAACGAUUCGGCGUCAUGCAAGACGUUCGAAUUCGUGUCGAACAGCCUAAUCAUGGCUCGCCUAGCGCACAUCGAAGGCCCGUUCAUUUAUUCCCACAACCGAAUCUGAACUGUAACGACAACGAACACAUCCCGCGUUCACCCAGUUCAGAAGAGGAUAAUUCACCAACCGAAAUGAAUAACUGCCGACGAUUAGUUGAUAAGCCACCGCUGGUGAAGCGCUUAACAAUGGGACUGUUACGACCAACGGAAGAGAGUCGUCCUCUUGUACACAAUACAUCAUCAUCUCUGAAUUCAGGAUCAUCACAAACAAUAUCCGAUGGUUAUGUGAACGAAGGAAUUUGCGAACCGGAAAAACUUAUUUCAAGUAAAUUUGGCGAUUCAUGUCGACAAUCAUUGACCGCCAUACCACUUGAGACUCAUCACUUCCACGACAAUAGUGAAUUUAAUUUCAAAAAGAAAUUUCUUAGGGAAACAAGUAGUGCAAAUUCGAGUCCGAAAAUUUUCGCACCAUCGGCUCCAAUUAGAAUAGAUAGCCUUAGUCCUUCGGAACAGCAUGAAUUGAAAGGUGCCGCAUGGUUUCAGGCGGGAAUUCCCCGGGAAAUAUCUUUGGAAGUACUGUCGCGACAAAGUCCUGGAGCAUUUUUGGUACGGCAGAGUAGUACGAAGCCUGGCUGUUUUGCAUUAUCCUUGCGAGUACCGCCCCCAGCACCAAAAGUAGCACAUUAUUUAAUAUUGAAAACACCACGUGGCUAUAAAAUUAAGGGAUUCACAAAAGAAUUCUCAUCACUGCGAGCCUUAAUAACCCACCAUUCCGUUAUGCCUGAAUUGCUUCCAGUGCCACUUUCCCUGCCUCGACCACAGCAUUGUAUUCCACCCCGACGUGAUUUAGACGAUUUCGAUACUUAUGGUUCCCUUAAUGACUUCCGGAAAAUGAUGUCGGAUUUGAAUGUUUGACUUAGGAAAUCGGAUAUGACCACCGCCCCCCACACAGCCAGCACUAGCACCAGUCUAAGAAGAAACUCAACCUUGCUGAAAUGUAAAUAAUUAACCACGGAAAUGGAAACGAUGCCAUCAAUGAUGAACCAGUUUCGCGUUCGCAGAAGCUUUUCUUCAUUCCGAUGGAAAUGAAAAUCACUCAAUAGCCAGCUUUACUUAUUAGAGCCUCCCCGCGACGGAAAUAAUUCAUUAAACGGCCAAAGUCAAAUCCGAAUUCAAGCGCGAUACCUGCCAUGCUGUAAGCAUCAGUGCUGAAAUUGAAACGAUUUAGGAGCAUAUUCAAUUAUUCAACGAAAAUUAAGCAGAGUAAUUCAAAGUUCUUAGGAGGAUUUGAAAAUCCUUUGAUCGAGCUUUCCCUAACUGGCUCUAAUCAUUUUUCAUGUUCCCGUCAGCAAGCGAAUGCCGAAUAACAAACCGCAAACUUAAUUGAAAAUUCUGAUUGAAUGAACUUUGGCUUAAUAUUUGAAAUAUUCGCCCACGAAGGAUAUUUAUUGAGUACUGUUGCUGAUAGAGUGAAUGUAAUGAGUAUAAUACGGUGGUAAUGCCUUGCAAAAUGGGCGGUUUUCUGCAUAUGAUGGCGAACAAACAAUAAUGAAAUGGAAAUCGGUAGUUAAAUUCAUGCUUUCUACUUUUUGAUAUGGAAAAAGUGAUAUUAACUAGAUCAUCCAUGAAGGAUAAAAGUUCACAAAGAUGGAAAUGUAUCUUCGACAGACACCUUUACAUCUGAUGUCCUUAAUCACUCUAUUUUGCAAGAACGCGACUAGCAAUACAUUGGAAUAUCAUAGAAGGUCAACAAAGCACGUAGAAAAUAACAUCAAACUAAUAUUAACAAUGAAAGUUAUAAAAUAUUUAUAUUUAAUAUGCUAGUUAGUUAGUGGGUAAGUAUUAUAUUUAAAUCAAAAUAAAAUGUGGUGAUUUUAUAUUUAGCGAGAGAAUAAAUCAAGUAAUCUACGAAUGAGAUGUGCGUUCAUAUAUACCUGCAGCGUAUUUUGCAUAAUUUAUACGAGGUCAAUAUAUGCCUAAUACUCACAGAAGCAUAAACACAAUAUAAUAUUACUAAUCAAUGUAAUUGCAAAAGGAAACUUUUCCAAAAACGAGAAAGUGGCACGGCGGUGAUAAUGCUUUUAUUUUGCAAACGUAGCGAAUUGCCAAUUAUUUUUGAAGUCAAAAUCAUAAGAUACCAACUUUGUGAAUGAACCUCGAAGGAAAAUUUUUAUAACAGUUGAAUGAGAAGAUUCUUCUUCUAGCGUCAGUUAUUAGAAUAUGUUACAUUAAUAGAUUUUGAAUAUCAUUUCUCACCUAGCAUUCUGUUGCUGUGCUACACCCGCUAAUGUUAUAAACAAAAACGAAACAAUAAACUGAAAAAGGAAACAUAUUUUGUUCAAUUGUGUAUUUAAAGUGUAUGGAAAUUAUUACUCAAAAUGAAAAAGAUAAAUAUAAGCUACUGUAAAUAUUAUUGAAUAAUAUUAUUAAAAAAAA
This is a messenger RNA of Hermetia illucens (black soldier fly), 3277 nucleotides long. RefSeq lists its product as uncharacterized. Lineage: Eukaryota; Metazoa; Arthropoda; Insecta; Diptera; Stratiomyidae. The transcript is spliced from 7 exons. The coding region runs from base 158 to 1756 and encodes 532 amino acids. The record is from RefSeq and is a predicted model, not a curated record.